Magnolia sinica is the source of this 411-nucleotide messenger RNA. RefSeq lists its product as uncharacterized. Lineage: Eukaryota; Viridiplantae; Streptophyta; Magnoliopsida; Magnoliales; Magnoliaceae. The record is from RefSeq and is a predicted model, not a curated record. Bases 1 to 411 code for a protein of 136 amino acids. The transcript has a single exon.
AUGCUGAAGCCGCUGCACUGCAUUGAGCCAGAGCAGGUCGAGCUAAUUAUGUACAUGUUUGAGAAUGAGGACAAUCUCUGGUGGGACAGCAUCUUAUGGACAGUGCUUGCUGUGUAUGUAUGGACAAGGGAGGCAUUUGAGACCCGCUUCCAUGAGAAGUACUUUCCCCUCAUGUACCAUAAGGAGAAGGAGAGUGACUUCCUUUGCCUCCGUCAGGGAGGGAUGAUUGUGGCAGAGUACGAGAAUAGAUUCACAAAGCUGGCUAGGUACGCUCCUCUGAUACUAGCAAAUGAGCCGAUAAGGAUGCGGCAUUUUUCUGAGGGUCUGCGACCUGAGAUACGUACAAAGAUGUAUUGCGCUAGCAUUCUCAACUAUGCUGAGCUAGUGAACAUGUCUCUACAAGAUGAGUAG